AUGACCGAGGUGUAUGACGAGUCCGACGUGAGCGAGACAACUUUGCUCAAAGAAUUGACCAUUCCAUUGACUGAUCCAGUGGAAGGGAUUGCAAAGAUGCUGACUUCUGCAACAGCCAGUGCAAUACAGUGGCUCCCCAAGACAAUCUUGACAUUUGUAGACCCCAUCCUGGUCGCAGACGACGCAUCUCCUAUCUUCUGGUGGAGCUUCUCGAUCCAGGAGGUGAUCUAUCAUUUGAAUUGCAAUGCAACAUUUUACAUGAACUUGCCAUGGUUUUUGGGAGUUGCAAAGGCUCGAAUGAGCCUUGCUCGUGCUCGCAUGUCUUUUUUUGCUUGCAAGAGGGACCUUGACCCAAGUCUUCCUACCCUUGCUGCCCCUGGCUUCUACCCUGUGGGAUUUUUGCAGUGGGGUGCAUCUACCUAUCUUCAUCUUAUUUUCUGA
This is a messenger RNA of Suillus clintonianus, 441 nucleotides long. RefSeq lists its product as uncharacterized. NCBI's taxonomy places the organism in Eukaryota, Fungi, Basidiomycota, Agaricomycetes, Boletales, Suillaceae. The transcript is spliced from 3 exons. The coding region runs from base 1 to 441 and encodes 146 amino acids. The record is from RefSeq and is a predicted model, not a curated record.